Molecule: messenger RNA, 4888 nt
Organism: Coregonus sp. 'balchen'
Lineage: Eukaryota; Metazoa; Chordata; Actinopteri; Salmoniformes; Salmonidae
Source: the annotation of a GenBank genome assembly
UUCAACCUGCCUCCUGUCACGUCCUCUGGCUCUCCCUCCUUUCCCUGCCUCACACUGGCUCUUUCUCUGGCUGGAUGGCUGUCUACCGCAGGUCUCCCUCCCUAUGGUUCACCACACCACCCGUCCACCCAUGUCUCCCUGGUCAGUCACUAACCUGACUGACUCCCUGACUUCCUCCUGCCUCCAGAACAGUACAUGCCUUGGGGUUGAAGCUUCCUGGGGCGUUAGGACACCUGUCUGUGGGGAAGCCUACCUGGAUACUACAUAGACACCAGACGCAUCUUCUCCUUGACCACCUUGAAGACCCUGGGAGCGGUUGACGUCCUGAUAGUCCUGACCAGUGCUGCUCACCCAGUCCAGCAGAGUUUAGCUAGCUAGCAUCAGGUGAAUCCAUGAAGUGUCCAUCUGUCCGGACCAGCAAAUCAGAGGUGAGUGACUUUCUGACCUGCAGCCUAAGACCUUUGACCUUCUGUCAGACAGCACAGCCAGGGAGCCUAGACCACCUCUGACCCCAAUAGCGACAUCAUUAAUAUGGAGUGGUAAUGGAGAUGUAGUGGUAUGGUGGCUCUAGCUGAUAGUGGUGCUCUCCCUGCAUGUGGGACUUCUACUCUUACUAUGAUACAUAGCUUAGUAACACUUAAAGCCUGCAUGUAUAAUGCACUUUAUAAUGUCUUUUAGCCUUUCAGACAAAUUCUGGGAAGGAUGAGACAUUGGCUCAUUCCGUAAAUGUGUCUUUUUCAAUGACGGCAAAAUGUUCCAGUCCUCUUCCACAUUGAAGUUCCACAGAAAGAGCAGGAUACGUUUUUGCUGCAACCUAAGAAAUCCAAAUAAAGUUUAGAGAGGGAUUUUUACAUUUAGAGGGAGAUUCCUAAGUUUAGAGGGGGAUUCUUAAGUUUAGAGGGGGAUUCCUAAGGGUCUAAGUUUAGCACUGUACUAUUCCAGUCCUUUUUCAAGGCAGGGAGUGACUUGGAUUAGAGUGAAUUGAAUGUGUCAAAUAACACAUAGCUGGGACAAAUAUAUAAACUGAGUGUUCAAAACAUUAGGAACUUCUGUCUGUAGCAUCUGAACCGUUUGGGCUGCAAACUAAUAUGACCCCACUAUGGAAAGGGGAGAUGCUACAAACCCCACAAGUGUCAAGGGACUCGUCUGAAGGUAACUGGUACCAGUAAAAAAAAAAAAAAAGGAUAUAUGGAGGUAGUUUUGUGCCAACAAAAGAAACAGGGUUAAAUAUGUGUCCAAAAACCAAAAAUAUUUCCUUAGCUUACUUAUAUCUCCUAGAUAUAGGAAAUACACUUCAAAACCUUAUCCCCCCACCCCAAAGGCUUAGACCUUUAGAGGUUAACCUGUCUCCUCCCCUUCAGUUACACUGAUUGAAGUGGAUUUAACACGUGACAUCAAUAAGGGAUCCUAGCUUUCACCUGGAUUCACCUGGUCAGUCUAUGUCAUGGAAAGAGCAGGUGUUCCUAAUGUUCUGUCCACUCAGUGUAUCUAUAUGACAACCACAGCACAAUGGGUUCUUGUCCAUGAUAUCGGUUAACUGAUUUCUAAAACCAUGGUAGUUAAUCCUUUAGGCUUUACAUAGAAUCCAAUAUGUUCACAUGCUUUGUGGUGUCCCCUCCCCUUCAUGCCUGAUCAGUAAAACAAACAAAAGCAGAUUACUGUUAAAGGAUUAGAGCUUUACCCAAAAAAGGACACAUUUACAAUUUUCCGGUACUAUGGAUUUACUGUUUUUCACGGGGCUGUAAUGAUUGCGAUCAAUAAUCACAGUGUAGUCUUGAUUUUUGUAGUUGUCCUUGGUAUGGCUCCCUCUGCUGCACGACAGAGUAAUUACCGAGAAUCAUUACUGAGCGAGCAGCGUCUCAGUGAUCCUCAUGGCCAACAUGGGGAUCACUAAUGAAUCCAAUUAACUCUUGUUAAUGACCUUUUUGAGGCAUCCUGUUCCUCUAGUCUAGUCUCCUCUGAUGGCCCUGCAACUGACGUACACACAUGCCUCAUUCACAUCAUCAAUCAUCUCUUCUUUUGCUGUUUUAGGCUGUAGUAACUUGACAAGGAAUGCCCACACGCAUUUCAAUAUUACUUUCCUUUACUUUCAACCUAAGAAAUAAAAGGUGUACAGCCAUGUACAAACAGUACAAAUACAGCUAAACGAUACAGCCCACUCAACAUGUGUUAGAGUCGCAUUGUAUAGAUCCGACCCUGGGUGAUGACAUCAUCGAAGGGGAAAGGUCACGGUCAAUGCCAAUGCCAAUAAUAACCAUGCACACAUGAAUAGUAAUCAUACUAUACUGCAGGUAAUUACAAUACAUAUUCAAUGUAAUUAUUUAUAUAGUGUCCACUCUAUAACAUAGGCCUAGUCUUGGAAGGCCAAAUAAGUUUGAAUAAGAAUCACACGAGUCAAUGAGAAUGGUUUAAAAAAUGACUGGCAGCGACAUGGGGCUGACUAGGGAUGAUUGGCGCAGCCUGGCAAUAUGAUUAGCUUGUUGACGUGUGAUUCAUUUUUAUUGUUGACAAUGAUUCAGUGAGAGGCAUACAAUGUUAUAAUGUGAUAACAGGUUUGCAAUGUUAAAGUUGGCAUGUAGACAGCUGAGGGUGCCGUGUUGUGUCUCCAGGGCUAUGGUUGGUUGUGAGGGCCUGGAGGCGUGGUGAGAUACAGAGGCAGCAGGCAGCUCCAUGGCGUGGACUGAGCUGGAGCUCCGGGCAGGGCUCAGAGCUGGGCUACACAGGGCCCUACUACCACUUCUCCUCCAGGGGUUGAUGCUCCUUACCUUCCCCUGCCUUGGUGGUCCCCCACAGCCGGCACGCAAUCCUCUGUCACCAGGGCAGCCUUUUCUAGUACUAUGGGGAAUCCCCAACAAGGCGUGUUCUAUACGUCCUGACCCAGGAGCCUUUGGGAUGGAGAGAGAGGGCCGCGUGUCCAUGUUUUAUGAGGACACUCUGGGGAAAUACCCCUAUUACACUCACCAGGACCAGCCGGUGAAUGGGGGUCUUCCCCAACACACCAGACUGGAUGGACACCUCCAGAAGACAGGGGAGGACCUGGUGGCAGCGCUACCCUCCACAGGGUAUCAGGGCCUGGGGGUACUGCGUUGGGGCCAGUGGUCCCCGCAGUGGGGAAGGAACCGUGAGAAACAGGGCAUCUACCUGGAGGGCUCCAGGGCUCUGCUGAGGACCUUCUUCCCUGACUGGACCACUGAGGAGGUGGAGAAGUGGUCUCAGGUAAGAUCCUCAUCAAUACCAGUUUAGAGUAAUAGGAGAAAUAGAUGUAAUAAAUGCUAUUCAACAUCACAGUUGUCUCAUAAUGAUGUCAUCCCGUUCCCCAGGUGGACUUUGAGGCAGCGGCCCAGUCCAUCCUCAUGGAGACGCUGUGGGAGGUGAGGAGGCUCCGCCCCAAGGCUCUGUGGGGCGUGUCCCCGUACCCCAACUGCUACAACUCUGGCCCCGCCCAGUCGCUGUCCAAUUACACAGGUCGCUGUCCCGCCACCGAGAUGGCGUUGAACGACGAGCUGCUGUGGCUAUGGAAAUGCUGCUCUGCCCUCUACCCCGCCCUCACACUAGAGAAGUUGCAGGGCGGGACCUCAGGGGCCAGACUGUACACGUCCAAUCAGAUCCGAGAGGCACUGAGAGUGGCAGGCUUGGCCGGGACCGCCUACGACCUUCCUGUGUUCCCAUUGGUCAGGAGUGUCUAUACAUCAACCAAUACUUUUCUGUCUGAGGUGAGAGAUAGUGCUGGGUGGAAGUAGAUGUUACCAUGUUUUUGAAAGUGGUUUCUCUUUGUCUGUUGGUUCUGUAACAAGUGUAUAACAGAGUGAUGUUCCCUCAGGCGGACCUGGUCAACACCAUAGGUGAGAGUGCUGCCAUGGGGGCAGCAGGGGUUAUCCUCUGGGAGAAAGAUCAAGGUGUCUUCUCUUCAAGGACUCAGGUACACAUCUCUUCAAUUGUCCAUACAUUCAGUCAGUCAGACUACCGUGGGUCUGAGGUCUAAGAAUGACAACAUUUCACCUGUCUGCCCCCAGAGAGCCUGCUCAGAGCUGGCCACGUUCGUGCGUGAGGUCCUGGGCCUGUACGCCGUCAACGUGACCACAGCCGCCCGCCUGUGCAGCGUCUCCCUGUGCGAGGGGCGUGGCCGCUGCGUACGCCGCAAACCCGGGAGCUCCGCCUACUUGCACCUGCCGCCCUCCAACUUCCUGAUGACGCAGGGGAAGGUGGAAGGGGUGCAGGCCACAGGCCAGCUGGAUCCUGGAAACCUGGAGGCCUGGAAGAGGGACUUCCAGUGCCAGUGGUAUGAGUCCAUGGAGGGGGCGGCUGCCGACGAGGAGGUCCCCAAGGACAGGGCACAGGGAGCCCUUCCUCCCACACUGAAUUCCCCCUUGUUGAGUGAGCUGAACCAAGGGACCAGGCCCACCCUCGCUCUGUCAGACCACAGUGGACCAUCACUCACAACUCCUCUCCUGCCUCUACUGCUGGUAUUAGCCACAGCUCUAAGCCUGAACACAGACUUAUGCCUGAACCUCUGACUAACCUGCUGGACUAUCAGGUCGGGGCUCAGGGGGCUAAACACACUGUCGUACCAGUGUAGAAUUUUUUGGGGUGGAACAGAAACUCUUAAGAGGUGUUUCUAUUUCGAACAAAGAAAUGUCGUGAACAGAGACUACUAUUCUAUUUUGGAGACUGUGGAUGUUUUUAUUGUCUGUACAAGUAGAUCAAACAACAACCUUUUAUUCAUAGGAUUUGUGGUUAACAUUGCCGUCAUUUCUCGUCUCGUCAACAGUUGUGUGUAUUCAGUUCAUAACAUUGCAGUACUGGGUGUUUCUUUUAUAACUCAUUGUUUUUCUGCACACUUUUUUUCCUUCUUCACGCUACUCAGCUCUACUCCUUACAUGUGAAUGGC